CGAUACGCUCGGGCGGACAAACGCUCCAAGUUGCCCAGCUGGAUUCAAACUCAGUUGCAAGACGCAUUUGUGAACUUGUCCACCGAAGAGGCCGUUCAAGCAUCCCGGCGAUUUCUCCGCCUAAUGGGUCAGCCAUUUAACAAAGAGGAUCAAUUGGGCUUGGCACUGCUCACCCGUGAACAUGUAGCUAAACUGGUCGCACAAAAUCAAGCCGAGUUGAUCCGCACUGGUGGUCUGUUGGGUUCCGGUGUCGGUGGUCCCGGUUUGCCCACAAUGCCAGUCGGUGCCGGACCGACCACGCAUGUACCUUACGGACUAACCACAGUGAAUCAGCCCCGUGUGGUCUCCACAGCAACCAAUUUUAAAUAA
Messenger RNA from Echinostoma caproni, 369 nucleotides. NCBI's taxonomy places the organism in Eukaryota, Metazoa, Platyhelminthes, Trematoda, Plagiorchiida, Echinostomatidae. The record is from the annotation of a GenBank genome assembly.